Molecule: messenger RNA, 1607 nt
Organism: Gossypium arboreum
Lineage: Eukaryota; Viridiplantae; Streptophyta; Magnoliopsida; Malvales; Malvaceae
Product: eukaryotic initiation factor 4A-8-like
Exons: 5
Coding region: 157-1398 (413 amino acids)
Biological process (GO): cytoplasmic translational initiation
Cellular component (GO): cytoplasmic stress granule
Molecular function (GO): ATP binding; translation initiation factor activity; RNA helicase activity
Source: RefSeq, a predicted model, not a curated record
AUAGUCUCCCCCUCCAACUCCGAGUAAGUUUCGAAUUUCCCAAUUUAUGUCGAAUUAAAUGUUUCUCCAAAAAAUAAACAACACGUUUAUAUUCACCAACUCUUCGACCCUAAAACCUUUCAACUUCAGGAAAUUCGACGAUCAAAUCAAACAGUCAUGGCUGGAGUUGCACCUGAUGUAUCACAAUAUGAUGCUCGUCAAUACGACAGUAAAAUGAAUGAAUUGCUUGCUGAUGAUGGAAAUGACUUCUUUACUACUUAUGACGAGGUCUACGAGAGCUUUGAUAAAAUGGGUUUGCAAGAAAACCUCCUAAGAGGCAUCUAUGCUUAUGGGUUUGAGAAGCCAUCUGCAAUUCAACAAAAGGGAAUCGUGCCCUUUUGUAAAGGUUUAGAUGUAAUUCAACAAGCACAAUCAGGUACCGGUAAAACGGCAACUUUCUGUUCUGGGAUCUUACAACAGCUGGACUAUGGUUUAGUACAAUGUCAAGCUUUGGUUCUUGCUCCCACUAGGGAGCUUGCGCAACAGAUUGAGAAAGUUAUGCGUGCACUUGGUGAUUAUUUGGGUGUAAAGGUUCAUGCAUGUGUUGGUGGAACUAGUGUCCGGGAGGAUCAACGAAUCCUUGCAGCUGGCGUACAUGUUGUUGUUGGUACCCCUGGUCGUGUUUUUGACAUGCUUCGCAGGCAGUCUCUUCGUGCAGAUUAUAUUAAGAUGUUUGUCCUCGAUGAAGCUGAUGAAAUGCUCUCUCGUGGUUUUAAAGAUCAAAUCUACGACAUAUUCCAGCAACUCCCCCCGAAAAUACAGGUUGGUGUUUUUUCUGCAACCAUGCCACCCGAGGCUCUUGAAAUUACCAGGAAGUUUAUGAACAAACCAGUCAGGAUUCUUGUGAAGCGUGAUGAGCUCACCCUCGAAGGUAUUAAGCAGUUUUAUGUCAACGUUGACAAGGAGGAGUGGAAGCUCGACACGCUUUGUGAUCUCUAUGAAACUUUAGCUAUAACUCAGAGCGUGAUCUUUGUUAACGCCAGACGCAAAGUUGAUUGGCUUACCGAUCAAAUGCGGAGCCGUGAUCACACAGUAUCCGCCACCCAUGGAGAAAUGGACCAGAACACUCGUGAUAUCAUCAUGCGCGAGUUUCGAUCGGGAUCUUCUCGUGUGCUGAUCACCACUGAUCUAUUGGCUCGAGGGAUUGAUGUCCAGCAGGUCUCGUUGGUUAUUAACUAUGAUUUGCCAACACAACCGGAGAACUAUCUUCAUCGUAUUGGUCGAGGUGGUCGGUUUGGGAGGAAAGGUGUAGCGAUCAACUUCACAACACGAGAUGAUGAACGGAUGCUUGCCGAUAUCCAAAGGUUCUACAAUGUAGUGAUAGAGGAACUGCCUGCAAAUGUUGCGGAUUUGAUCUGAUUGAGUCAGCAUUUUCAUACACAAGAGCAAAGGUUGCUUUAGUAAAAAAAAAAAAAAAAGAAAAAAGAAAAAAGAUUGUUUGUUUUGUGAGUGAAAAGGUUAAAGUGGAUUUGGCAUUCUUGACUUCAUUAUAAUCAUUGUUCUCUUUAUUUACAUUACUUAGAUAUUUUUAUUUUUUUAAAGAAUGGUAUUUAAUUCAUAUUUUGAUA